Messenger RNA from Schistosoma bovis, 1356 nucleotides. The record is from the annotation of a GenBank genome assembly. Lineage: Eukaryota; Metazoa; Platyhelminthes; Trematoda; Strigeidida; Schistosomatidae.
AUAAAUUGUAAGCGUUAACUUUUUAAUUGAACGAGUAUUUAAGAAAAAAAUACAAUGAAUUAAAUUGUGUUUCCUUUCACCUUUAUAAAUACCUUUAAGUGGAUUCUAAUAUAGACAAACAAUUUGAAUAUAUGGCCUUGAAACUUAACACAAUGGAUAGAAGAGCAUUGAUUGAAAAAUUCCAUCAAAUGGAUAAAAAUUGUGAUGGCGUUUUAACACCGUCUGAAAUUCGACUCUGUGUUCAGCGAUCCGGUCUACCGCCAUCGAAAGUUGAUGAAUUUCUACGUUUAUUCGAUUUAAGCGGUGAUAAUAUGAUUACACUUCAAGAAUAUAUUUGUGCGCUUGGUUUACAACCACCACCGCCAAAAGAUGUUGAACAAUGGAGGAGAACCUUUAAUGAAGUCGACCAAGAUAGAUCAGGACAAUUAUCACUAGAUGAAAUCAGAAACGUUUUACGGGAACUAGGAUAUCGUCGUGUAUCUGAGGACGCUUUAAAUCGUUGGAUGCAAAGUGUUGACAAGAAUUGUAAUCAAAUGAUUGACUUCUCUGAAUUCAGCGCAUUUCUUUACGAAAAUUGGCAAGAAUAAACCAGACUUUAACCGAGCGACCAGAUAUUUAUUUCCACAAAUACUUUCCUCUAACAAAAUUGAAAAUAUAACUACUACUGCUCUGUUGUAUCUGUAUUAUUUUAUAUUACAUAAACGUUUACAGAUGCGAACUACUAAUAGUAUGGUUUACCUUAUUGUCAUGAUAGUAAUAUGAAAAGUGAGAUACUUGUAAGUCAUGAUUUUUGAUUUAAUAAUUGGCAUGCGUGUUCAUUUUCUGGCAACGCAUUUCGGUUUUGUUGGUUUGUGGUUGAAGCAUUUUUAAGUUAAAAAAGAUUAAUAAUAGACAUAUAAUAAUCUAACUGCUACCUUCGUGUCAUCUUGAUAAAAUACCCUGAGAAUAUAAUGAUCUGUAACAAUUUUACAUUCUUUUCUGAAACUAGUUUAUUUCAGUCUAGAAGGAUGUUUGCCAAUGUACCUCAGGCUAAUCUACUAGAAUUAAACUGUCAUGGAUUUCAUUGGUGGUAGGCAUUACAAACUGACUUAAUCACUGUCCCGUCCAACUCCUGGGAGCAUGGUGUUUUUAGUAACGAACUGUACGUGGUUCCAAAUUUUUCAGCCAAUCCCUUGCUUCAACACUCUUUCGAAGCAGUUGUGCCAAAUUUGUACCUUCUAAGCGAACAAAAGCAACUAGAAGCUCGUUACCAGUAGACCUGAAACGAUUUGAUACAUCUUUUGGAGUAGAACUUCACCACACAUUGAGACUGCACAAUACAGAAAAUUGUGAGAGUAAACUGAAACACAUACUCAG